Molecule: messenger RNA, 993 nt
Organism: Chrysoperla carnea
Lineage: Eukaryota; Metazoa; Arthropoda; Insecta; Neuroptera; Chrysopidae
Gene: Dtwd2
Product: tRNA-uridine aminocarboxypropyltransferase 2
Exons: 3
Coding region: 190-993 (267 amino acids)
Source: RefSeq, a predicted model, not a curated record
AAUAAAUACAAAUUAAAAUAAAAUAAAAAUAAAUUUUUUUAAAUAUUCACCCUUUUCCAUAACUCCUUAAGAAAACACUUGAAAAAAAAUUUUUUGGUCUUGUUAUAAGUGAAUAGUUAUACUAAAUCAAAUCACAUUGAACAAUUUUUUAAAAAUAUUUUAUGGAAAAGUUAAACCAUAAAUAACAAUAUGCAAACGGAUAACGAAGAAGUAUGGGGCGAUUUAGCAAAUAUUCCAGCUGAUCCACCUAAAAUGAGAAAUAAAUGUGAAAAUUGCAAACGCCCAAUGAGUGUAUGUUGGUGUUCUGCACUACCCGAAGAACCUUUAACACCGAACAGUCGAAUAAUAUUGUUACAACAUCCUGCUGAAGAAAAACGAUGUUUACGUACAGCACCCAUGCUAUCGUUAGCAUUAUCCGAAGGAAAAUGUUUAAUUUACAAGGGAAAAAAAUUCCCACAACAAUCGAAAAGUUUAGAAGAAAUUUUAACUGCAUCGAACACAGUAUUAUUUUAUCCAUCAAAAUCGGCCGUUGAUUUAAAUUCAUUUAUAGAAAAUAAUACUGAUUCAAAGCAUAAAUUUUAUAAUAUUAUUUUAAUAGAUGGUACAUGGCCUCAAGCAAAAGCGAUUUAUGCUAGUAGUCCAUUGUUGCAUCAAAUUAAACAAGUGAAACUACUUACAUCGAACGUAAGUAGCUAUGUAAUUCGUACACAACCGACAGAUGGUUGUUUAAGUACGUUAGAAACAGCUGCCGAAGCUUUGACAAUAUUUGAAAAUACUGAUGAAUAUCGUGAUAUUUUAUUAAAACCUUUACAUAUGCUAUGUCAAUUUCAAUUACAAAAUGGUGCUGUAUGCCAUCAAAGUAAAGAAUUUCGAAUUAAAAAUAAUACAUAUCCAAAAUUAAUUGGGAAACGUUUAUGUAAAUUAUUAGAAACAACUAAACACGAUUCUACUGUAACAAAUAAUCAAGCGAAUAUAUUUAAUACUGACAGAUAA